This is a messenger RNA of Lagenorhynchus albirostris (white-beaked dolphin), 6099 nucleotides long. It is a transcript of the gene SMIM15, whose product is annotated as small integral membrane protein 15. NCBI's taxonomy places the organism in Eukaryota, Metazoa, Chordata, Mammalia, Artiodactyla, Delphinidae. The record is from RefSeq and is a predicted model, not a curated record. The transcript has 3 exons. Bases 365 to 589 code for a protein of 74 amino acids.
GCGGGCGGCCGGGUGCGGUGAGGAAGGAAGGGUGAGCGAGGAAAACACAAGGAAGGAGGGGAAGUGCGGAUGGCUGUGAGGUGCCAUCAGCUGCAGCUUUAGGCGCCGCGCGGGUCUGGCCCGGAGAUCAAGCCCGGCCGAUCCUUCUCGGAAGGAAGAAAAUAUUCCUUGGAGUGUGGGAGGCGCGUGCGCUUGGGGUCCGAAAGUGAGGUGCAUGGGAGUAUAUAGAAUUUAAGCAUUCUCUCAGAAGUGUAUGGUAGAGCUAAAGAAGACAGCCAACCAAGGGUCAUCUGAAAUUGUGAUUGGCUAAUAAUCCCAGGACAAAGUUAGAGAUCACUACUCAAAGCAUAAGGCCUCUACAAAGAUGUUUGAUAUAAAGGCUUGGGCUGAGUAUGUUGUGGAAUGGGCUGCAAAGGACCCAUAUGGCUUCCUUACAACAGUUAUUCUGGCCCUAACUCCAUUGUUUCUAGCAAGUGCUGUACUGUCUUGGAAAUUGGCCAAGAUGAUCGAGGCCAGGGAAAAGGAGCAAAAGAAGAAACAAAAACGUCAAGAAAAUAUUGCAAAAGCUAAACGACUAAAAAAGGAUUGAAGGAAUGAACAGGCUCUGCAACCAGAGGAAAAUCAUCUGGAAAAUUAUGCAGCUUUGGAAGGACCCAUUAAGGUUUCUUUUCAGAUCUUGUGACAGUAUUAUUUAGUAAACGAAGUCUGAGCAUGUGGAAGAAUCAUGUUAGUUCUCACCUGUACUAUAGCAACUUUUAGGCUUCGGUGUAGAAGUCUGUUGACAGUUACUGUAAAUUGGCAUUUAUUAUGCUACAGAUUCUUUAUAACUGACUUAGUCAUUUGCCUUUUUGCAGCAUAUGUACUACAGUGAAAACAUCCUGUGGAGAAAAAUGGCUUUAGAUUAUGGACUCUAUUCAAAUAAUGGCUUAAAAUGGGGUCCUGUUCUGGACAAAGGAGAUUAAGAAUGUAAAAAUCAGAAUUGUCCUGAGGUGAAAAGCAUGCUUUGGCUUAAAAGAGAUACAGUGUGUUAAUCACAUCUUUUAUCAUUAUUACUUAUUUCUUGAAAUAGAAUCAUUUCUGGCUUCCUCAAAGCAAAGUAUUAUUCAACGAGUACUUCUAUUUUCUGUAUUUUUCUCAUUUUAGCUUUUGAGAUACUGGUAAUUACCAGACAUUCUGCAUUUUUAAAAAUCUAAUUUUAUAAAGAAUUCUCUUAUUAUCUUGACCAUGUAGAAUACCACUUACUGGAUAUAACAAUUUUUGUACUUAUGAACACUGCCAUUUUCUUAGAGAUGACUUGAGUAGAUCAACACUAUGAUUUAAAGCUUGGAGUAAAAAUGCCAAACCUUGUAGUACCUUGGAACCAGUUCAUUCUCACUUGUGCUAUAAGUAGAAAUGUGAAGUAGUUAAAAUGUCUUAUCAAAUAAUUUGCUGAUUAUAUAAUACCACUUUUGUUUUUCAUUCCAUUCUUUAAUUCAUGUGGUAGUGAUGUCCUUUACUUUUUUGAUCAAACAGGUUCAUGGUGAAAAUUAAAAUUCAAAUCUCUUUUAAGGAACUUUGAAAGAGUAACAGUUAAGUCAUAUUUCAUAAAUGGUAAAGAAAGGCUUAACAGUUGGAAAAAGUUUGUUUAGCAUAGUAUUAGUUGGGUGAAAAAGGUGUAAAUCAUGUCAAAAUUAGAAUGUGUUAUAGUUAGAAAUAAAGGGCUGAAGGAUAUUUCCUUCAGUUAAGUAGUAUAACUGGAACUUUUUACUCUUUAACAUGGCUUUUAUAAAUGCAUGGUUAAUAAUUUUGUUGUCAGUAAUUAAUAGCUUAUUGAUGUUUUCCUCACCCCUGAUAAUGAAUCUUAAAUUACAAAAAAAUUGUCUAAAAGCUUUAACUUAAAAAUGAAACUAGAUAUUGAAAUAAAUUUGAUACAUUUUUAUAAAGAGGUCCUGGGCUUUGUUUUUUUUUUGUGGGGGGAGGAGUAAUAAUUCAAGUUAAAUAUGUUAUAGAAGUUAGACUUUUCAGAGGGUUACAAAUUUCAUUUAUAGAUAAGCAUGCAGUUGACCCCUGAACACCACGCUGGGCUUUGUUUUUUUUUGUGGGGUUAGGAGCAUGAGUCCUCCCUUGCAGUCGAAAAUCCCUGUAUAAUUUAUAGUGGACCCUCCCUAUACAUUGUUCCUUCCUAUAUGCAGGUCCUCCAUAUCUGCAGUUCCGAGGUCCCUCUGUAGCCACAGUUCUUCAUCCGUGGAUUCAACCAACCCUGGAUCAUGUAGUCUUGUAGUAUUGACCACUAAAAACAUCUGUGUAUAAGUGGCCCCACACAGUUCGAACCCAUGUUGUUCAAGGGUCAACUGUACUUGUAAAAGUUGAGAGCAAUGUUUCUCAAAUAUGAGAACCUAAGGACCUCUGAGAAUGUUUAUGGACUGGUUGAACAAUACUUAUCACUGUUAUUUUAGGUUGUCAGUUCCUACUUGGUGCCAGUGUGAUCAACACAUUGCAGCUCCAAGCACUGAAAUAAUUCAGUGUUUAAUUACAAAUUAGUUAUUCAGGUGAUCUAGGAUAAUGCUUUUUAUAUUGUCAUUGAAAUUUAAACAAAACUUACAGUUAUCCACUAAAGCUAUGGUUUCAUUGCUCAUUGUGACAAUUUAAAGGUAUUUAACUAAAAUAGGUUUUUCUAUAGUCCCUGUUAGUCUUAAUACAAUUUUGUAUUUGUUUGGCAUAGGCCAUUUAUUGUUUCUUCAGCUUUUCCCAAAAUUUAUGGAGCCUUUUUAUACAUUUGAGAUCAACAAGGUUUUAUAAUAUGUGUCUAUAUGUUUGUGUGUGUUGGGGGGUGGUGUAAAUUAGAGACUAUAGAGCUACCUCGAUUUAAAAUGGAUUACAUCCUGAUAAACCCAUUGCAAGCUGAAAAUAAUUUACUGAAUAAUGUACUGAAAGUGAAAAACAGAAUGGUUGUGUGGGUAUCGGUUGUUAACUUGUGAUUGCAUGGCUGACUGGGAGCUGUGGCUCCCUGCCACUGCCCAGCAUCACAAGUGUCCUACUGCACACUGCUAGCCCGAGAAAAGAUUAAAACUCAAACAACGUUUCUGUUGAAUGUGAAUGUGUAUCAUAAAGUUGAAAAAUUAAGUUGGGGACUGUGUAUUAUGAGCUUUGAGAGUCUUCAGAAAAAUCAAUCUUUUAUUGUAACAUACUGUUAUGGUUACAAGAAUCCCAUUUACUGUUACCCAGAAUAACUCUUUUAAAAACUGCCUACAUAUUAUGUUGUUUCUGAAGUUCUUAGAACUAAUAUAAUCAAUUAUGGCUGGUUUUGAAGGAAAAACAAGCUGCCUAUAACAAACAUUUUACCACCAAAAAGUUUGUGCAUCAGAAUUUGAUCCAUAGCGUCCACGUGGUAAACUUCAGCAUGGUGUUACUGUAUCAGAUGUGCAAGGGGAUUUUAAACCUAUUUCCUGAAAUUACAGUGAGCAAACUUGAAAUAAGUUCGGAUGCUGUAAGCUAGAAACCCAAUGUUGAGAUCCACUAUUAAGUAACAGCUCGUCACCCAUUGUUAGGGGCACUUUAUACCUCAUCUGGUUUUAAGUUAGAGGAAGUCUGAUACCUAUUUAGGGAUGAUUGCUUUCAGGUUUGCAACUGAUUAUAGGAUCACUCUGAUUUACUUCAUAUCUGUAACAUAUAAGGACAAAUUCUGUAUUUCUCAAACAUUAAAGGGGAUUCCGUGUUCAAAUACCAAAAGUUUGGGAAACACAAGAUAAGACAAUUCAUUUCUUCAUGAUUUCUUGGAGUCUUUUAACCUUCUUUGACUAUCAUAGACUCUUUUCUUUUCCCCCAAAGAACACAAAUAGUUUGAGAAAGCCUAGUCUAAAUGAAUUCAGGUUACAUUUUAGAUAGUGUGGUUAAUGAGACAGCAUUAAAAAAGUCAGUAUGAUGGUAUUGGGUCAAGGCUGAUGAAAUUAGGAAGUAAAUGAGAGCCAGAAAUCAGUAAAAAUGGAAUGCAAAAGGAUAACAUAAUGGGGAAAAAUUAUUUCCUCCAUUUUUUUUUGAUUUUUAACUUCAGAUAUCCAAGGCAUAGCUAAUAGGCUAGAUUUAUAUGGUUAAACCCAAAAGGCAACGCAUGUAUACCUGAGCAGUUUGUAUAAUAAGGCCUUUGGGGGAAAAAAUGCUAUAUGCAUGUAUAGCAGAGGCACAGGAAGUCAGGAAGGAUUUAUCUGAGAGAACUUGAGGUAUGUAUGACACUUUAAUUAUUAUUAUUAUUUUAAAUUAAUUAUUUUUGGCUGUGUUGGGUCUUCGUUGCUGUGCGUGGGAUCUCUAGUUUGUGAGUGGGGGCUACUCUUGGUUGCGGUGUGCGGGCUUCUCAUUGUUGUGGCUUCUCUUGUUGCGGAGCACGGGCUCUAGCCUCGCAGGCUUCAGUAGGUGUGGCACGUGGGCUCAGUAGUUGUGGCACGUGGGCUCUAGGGCUUAGGCUCAGUACUUGUGCGUGGGUUUAGUUGCUCUGCAGCCUGUGGGAUCUUCCCAGACCAGGGCUCGAACCCAUGUCCCUUGCAUUGGCAGGCAGAUUUUUAACCACUGCGCCACCAGGGAAGCCCCAAUUUAAUUAUUUUAAAAUGAACAUUUUAACUUUUGAAAUUUAAAAAUCUGCAUGGGUUUUGGAGUCUGUCUUGAAAAGAUGAAGAAAAACAUUUUCAUUAAAAAAAAACUUAUAAAUUCCCCAAAUAUAACUUUAAAAUAUGAAAUAUGGUGGACAAGUGAAUAUUUUAUGUGAAACUCUGAUUCUGCUUUGCAUGUGUCUGGCUUAAAAGCCACAUAUAAACACAAGAUUGUUUAGAAAGGCAAUCUUAAUUAGGCCAAGAUUAUAGUUCAGUUUUUAUGUAGGACUAAAUCUUCUCAGAACUCUGUUCUGAUACCACCUAACAGUGUAAACCAGUCAUCCUAAAAAUGUUAGUCUUGAGGAAAGGAGUGUGGAUGGAUUACUACAAAGUUUAUUCUCAAAAUCACUUUGAAAGUUCAUACUUUACUAAUAAUGGGUGGGCCAGUAUCAUCUUCUUAUGUAACGUAACUGUUGGCUAAGAUUUUCUUUUAUGUAAAACAGGUAUUUUAAAAUGAAAACCAUAAAAAUUAAAAUUAAUGUAAAUUCUGUCAUACAUUAAGAUAUUUAUAAACAGCCUACACAACAAACUUUUGUAAAAUAUGUAUAUAGAAUACAGUUAAUAAGCUGAUAGGAAUUUGGUAGUAGACACAUUCUAUUCUAGCAUGUUAGAAUUUACAGUUUUUCCUGUAACCUGGGGUUCAAGAACAUCUUACUUUACAGUCAGUUAUACAACAAAUUUUAUCUCUUUUUAUAUUGCCUAAUAGCUAGUUCCUUUUUUGCCUCUUUGGUAAAAUGUAAUACUACUUUGGAAUAAUGUAAAGAGACAGAAUGAUUAACUUGAUAUUAACAGGGCUGCUGGAACGUUAAUAUUACCACCUAGGGGCUUUUUUUUUUGUCAUUUCAUGAGUGUUAUGGUGAUUACAUUUGAUUACUUGUUUCAGUAUAACAUUUUAUAAAGUUGUAUUUUUCUGUAGUUUAUUUCUUAAGCAGUUAAAAUUUUUACCUUCUAAUAUUAAGUAAAAAUCUCAGUCCAUAUUUAUUGAGUAGUUGCUACAAUGUCAAACACUGUUAGAAGACCUCUAUAUUAGAAUUAGAACUCUGUUAGCAACAAAAACUUGGUUGUGCACUUCAGAAAAUGUAUGACACUUUUAUAUAUAAUCUGUUUUAAUGUUGUCAUCUGUCUAUAAUUUUCUCCAAUAUAGAAAUCACUGUAAUCUCCACUAUCAGUGGAAUCACGUUCUGAGAACUCUGCCCUAUUUUCUAUUUCUUCAAAGUAAUUUUUAAUCUCACAGAACUGCAAUUACUGUACCAUUUCUCUGUUUACCAUCUUUUCAGACUUUUGUGAUAGAUUGUCUACUUCCAUUGGUCCUAAUUCUUCUUUAAAACUCCAACCUCAAUUCCACCAUAAAACAGCUUUUGUCCCAUCUACUAUAUCAUAGGGUGUUUUUCAUUUAUCAAAUAAAUUUUCUUGGCCUCCACGUGUUUUUAUCCUGGCCUCCAUGUGUUUUAUCCAAGUUCAUGUUUUUGAUUAGUUCUUU